Molecule: messenger RNA, 1681 nt
Organism: Fusarium odoratissimum NRRL 54006
Lineage: Eukaryota; Fungi; Ascomycota; Sordariomycetes; Hypocreales; Nectriaceae
Exons: 4
Coding region: 1-1530 (509 amino acids)
Source: RefSeq, a predicted model, not a curated record
AUGGAGAUAAUACCCGUUUCAUGGAGUGACCAGCCCAACCCAAUCCCUAAUCUCCGUACCCGAACGUUCUUCAUUACAGACCAUCCUCUCGACGAGCAAAUCCUCAAAAACGGUCUAAAUAAACUGAUCAGAAAUCAUUGGCGAAAACUAGGCGCGCGUCUUUUCCCAUCGCAUGGGGAUACACGCCUAGAAUACCGUUUACCGCAUGCUUUCCCAGAUGACUAUGAGCUCUUCAAAUGGUCCUCCGUCAGCGCUGGUUAUUCCUAUGGCGAGACUUAUGAAUUGUCCAAGAUUCUGCAUCCAGGCGAUGGUGUAGCCUUUUUACCAGAUAUGGAGACAAUUGACGCGCGGUUGAGGCCGCAGGACUGGCCAUAUGAACGAAAAGACGAGCCGCCUAAUUCGCCGCUGCUGUAUGUCCACUUAACCAUGUUUUCGGAUGGAGCUGUUCUUGCGAUGAGCGUUCCGCAUGUCUUUGCUGAUCAAGGUGGCUUGGCCAAUAUCGUCAAGGCAUGGCUUGCUGUUAUCGAGGGCAAAACACCACCAGAAAUGACAGGUUACAAGGAUGAUGUACUGGGAGGUGAAAAGCUCUCCAACGUUGAUGUCAAUCAGGAUGGACGGAUUGGACGGAUGCGCAUCCGCAGCAAGAAAGACCAGGCGUUGGUGAUUGGAAGAAUUGCUCUCGACCUGGUGAAAGACAGGAAGGAGGAGUCUAGACUCGUUUUUCUACCAAUACAAGUGGUACAAAGUUUGAGAGACAAGGCGAGAGAGCGCUUGGAUGGAAAACACAUGUUGGCGAAUGAGAUCAGCAACGGUGAUAUCAUUACCGCAAUCUUCACAAAGCUUGCCAGGAUCAAUUCCGAGUCCAAGUACGAUAUUUCGCUUUCCUCAACCAUCAACGUACGAGAUCGCAUUCCCCAACUUCAAGGCGAAAAGGGUGAAGGAUUUGUUCAUAACGCCGUACACUAUGCAACAGCCAACUUCGCAAUCAAGCCCUCAACAGAGCUAGACGACAUUGCUCUCCAGAACCGAAGAGCCGUCAACAAAGCCCUAGAGGAAUCGGAUAUCAAAGCUGGAGUCAACACUCUCCGAGAGCUCGCUAAGGCGAACCAAGUCAUGCUUAUCUGCGAACCUCACCAUAAGCUCUACAGCUCUUCAAACUGGAGUGGUUCAUGGCAUGGAAUAGACUUUACGAAAGCAGCGCCUAAGUCAUAUGACUUGUCAAGCCAUAGGAAAGAGAUGGUUGUUCUUGGACAGAGCAAGACGCUAAAAGCGCCGAUGAGAUACCGCGUUGUGAUUAUGUGUCGAACAAGUGAAGGCUUCUGGUGCGACUUUGCUGCGCCAGUCGAGACCAUGGCCUUGGUCGAUAAGUUUAUUAGGUGGGAUCCUUCGCUGGGAAUUCUUUUAGAGGAGAUGGAAUCUUACGGCACUUCCGAGAGUCGAAGAGCGUUCAAGUCAAACUGCGGAGUCCCGCGGUCAUUGUCAUUUUCUUUUAUGCUGCAAGCAAAAAGGGGUUCUCGGUCAGAACAAUAGCUGAUCUCUCAGCCAAAGGUUUCAUCUCAAGUAUCAGGGAAGAUAACCAUGUAUUGCCUAUAUAAAUUACUUUGUGUUAUUUGCAUUCAUGUUGGGUUUGAAGUUUCUUUUAUCUCCCAGCCUUAUGUUACUACCAUAGGUACUUAUUUCU